GGUGUCUGCGGUAACGCUUCCUCGUUCCCAUCCCAUCGCAUCACCAUCAUCAUCUUCCACAUCCACGUCCCAUCUAUGCUAUUUAGUUUUUGGGUAAUUUGCAUCGGCUGUCAGUGGAGCAGCCUCGCCAUCAGACCCAGCCCCAUCUCCAGCCUCAGCCUCAGUCCCAGAUCCAGCCUUGAGAACAGUAGCAGCUACAUCCACCGCAAUCACAGCCAGAUCUGAGUCCUCCACGCCCACAUAACCACCCACAUCCACAUCCACAGACAUGGUGAUAAGCAAACCCGAUGGAGCGGCGCCCAAUGGAGCGGCGGGAGGAGCGGGCGCCACAUCAGCAGCACAGUCAGCUGCUCCAACGGGCCUCGAUGCAACCGGGAACAGUCUGGCGCAUCCCUCUGGGAUACCGCAGGAUCAAAUAGACAAUAUCAUGAGCGGCAUCGCCAAUACGGGCGACGUCAAAAUGAACAAUCACCGCAAGAAGCUGCGACAAAGAUUUGAUAUUAUUAAGAAACUAGGACAAGGCACCUACGGCAAGGUGCAAUUAGGUAUUAAUAAGGAAACCGGCCAAGAGGUGGCCAUUAAAACUAUCAAGAAGUGCAAAAUCGAGGCCGAGGCUGAUUUAGUGCGCAUCCGGCGCGAGGUGCAGAUCAUGAGCUCAGUGCAUCAUCCAAACAUCAUCCACAUCUACGAAGUAUUCGAGAACCGUGAGAAAAUGGUGCUUGUUAUGGAGUUUGCCGCUGGCGGCGAGCUCUACGACUAUCUGUCUGAAAGGAAGGUUCUCACCGAGGAGGAGGCGCGCCGAAUCUUCCGCCAGGUGGCCACCGCCGUCUACUACUGUCACAAGCACAAGAUUUGCCAUCGCGAUCUCAAACUGGAGAACAUCCUGCUGGACGAGAAGGGCAAUGCGAAGAUUGCCGAUUUCGGUUUGUCGAAUGUGUUCGACGACCAGCGCCUGCUGGGCACCUUCUGCGGCUCCCCACUCUACGCCUCGCCAGAAAUCGUGGAGGGAACUCCGUACCAGGGACCCGAGGUGGACUGCUGGUCGCUGGGCGUGCUGCUCUACACGCUGGUCUACGGCUCCAUGCCCUUCGAUGGGUCCAACUUCAAGCGGCUGGUGAAGCAGAUCAGCCAGGGCGACUACUAUGAGCCGAGGAAGCCUUCGCGGGCCUCCACCCUGAUCCGGGACAUGCUGACCGUGUGUCCGCGGAAGCGGGCCAGCAUCGAGCAGAUCUGCUCGCACUGGUGGGUGAACGAGAACGACAAUGUGUCCUGCCUGGACCUGGCCGAGGAUCUGGCCAAUCAGACGCCAGUGCGUUUGGAUGUCCUGCUGUCACUCACGCCAGCCACAAUUACGGCGGAUCAGCUGGUGGUGCCGUCGGCUGAGGGAGCAGCUGCAGCCAAGGCGGCGGCCAAUGAACGCGUUCCCCGCUCCCAUUCGGUGGGCUCGAUCCGCGACAUGGGACCACCGAACACGGAGGCGGAGCGCCGCAUUCUGGACAUGGUGGCCGCUGGAGGAGAAGCCGCCCUGAUGCCCUCACCCACCAGGACCAUUACGCCCGCCCAGAGUCCGGUGCAAACGAAGAGGAAGCUGCAGCCCACUGUUUCCACGGAGAAUGCAGCCGGAACCACCGCCAAGAAGAAGGAGAAGCCGGCCAAUAGCUCGUUUGUGAUCAGCAAGGAUGGUGCGCCGCUGACUGAGGCCCCACCACCGACCAUCAUCGAACCCCAAGCGACGCUCAUGGAGGCGGAAACGAUUGCCAAUAUACCAGAGGAGGUCCCGGCACCAGCGCCCAGUUACUCCCAGAAAGACAUGCAAAUGGUGGGCGAUCUCUGCGAGCAGUUGAUGGGAAAUUCUUCCACCACUCCCGUGGCAGCUGCACCACCUGCACCCUGCACACCUGUUGCUCGCCAGGCCACCCGGGGCAAACUGGAUGCUGUGGCGGAGACGCCCGAGGAGAAGGACGCCACCAAGGUGAUCAAGAAGUUUGUGAACAAGCACAAGACCGCCGAUCUGGUGAAUGCCAUCAAUGAGAGUGCCUCCAAGGCGGUGGCGCCCGUGGCUGCUGCUCCGCCCUUCGUGCGCAAGUGCAGCCUGCAGGAUGAGACCACACUGAACAAAUUUAAUUCGGAGCGUCGGAAAUCGCGCAUUCUGGAGACGGCCGAGAAGUUCCAACCACCGCCGCCAGUGGCCACAGCAGCAGGAGUAACUCCUCCAGAGAAACCCAAGAAACUCAGCAUACCCGGCGUCAGUGUGGGCAGUUUCAAGAAGGAGUUCGAGAAGAAGGCCACCAAUCCUCCGACCGUAGAAGGACCCACUCCGGGUGAACUGAGGGCCCAGGAGCAGGUGGCAGCAGCAGCAGCGGCGGCCCAGGAAGCCGAAGCUUUGAGCACUCCGCCGCCAUCGCCAGUGGUGGCCUCGCAAUCCCUGGAGGCCAGCGAUUCCAAAAACUCGGUGGCCUCCAUUUCGCUGGACGAGGCCCGUCGCUCCAUGGAGAACUCCAUUGCCCUGCUGCUGCAGGCUCAAAACGAAUCCAGCAAGGAGGUGGACCAGCUGUGUGCCCAAACGGAGACAAUUGGAGUCAGUGAGCCAGCAACUUUGCAGGAGCGCGAGCGUAAGUUGAAGAACGCCCGCGCCAUCAUCGGAAAUGCCAUCCAGCCAGUGAUACGCAGGCCAACACCGUUUUAUGGCAUCGGCAACGGCAACGGCAAUGGCUAUGGGAAUGACAUGGUGGGUGGUGGUGUUGGUGGUGGUGGUUCGUCUGUUAACAGUGCACCCAAGCGAGCACAGAGUGGCAUCAAUUUUAUGGGCUAUUCAGGAGCAAUAUCGCCGGGAACAGCGGCAGCGGCAACAUCGCCACCGAUUAUGGAACCCCAGACGGCACCGCCGGUGCUGAUAUCACCCAAUGCUUUGGCUGCGGCCAAGCAAACGAUACAGCAGAGGAUUUUCGGCGGUGGAUUGGCCAGUCCAAAUAGCAAUUCCUUAACCAGAAGACCGGCCACCUGGCAACCGCAGGCCUCCUACAGCACGGCAAGCAUUUUCCAACCGCCGCCGAGUGCGAGUAGUCCGUUCAAGAUGCUGCAGCAGCAAUAUCAGCAGCGCUGUCAGGAGGAUCAGAAGCCGAGUGCUCUAUUCACACCGCCUCCAUCGCCACAAUAUGCCGCCAGCCAUGCCCUCGCCCAAACAGCAGCCACCUACGGAAGCAGCAACAACAGCAGCAACAGCGGUACCAGCAGCAGCAACAAUAGAGGCAACAGCAGCAACAGCAACAUAGGCAACUGCAACACGAUGCCUAAUCUCAAAUACAAUGUCAAUUCGCGCACGAGACCAUUCAAUCAUAAUCAAGCUCAAGACACACUCAAUACCAAUGCCAGUGCUACAUGUGCCUUGCCUGCGGCUAUGUGGCUGAAAUCCUCGCCGGGCAUCGAAGGACCUCCAACUCCACCCGGAGCGGUCAAGACAUCGACUGCCUCGAUUACCCUCAAAUCGGCCACCCUGCCGCGUCGCAAGAUUAACGCCAAGGCGGAGGUGCAGCUGGACAUCAAGCCUCGCAUCCCGGAACAGGGAGCUCCUCCCCAGCCGGCGAUGCGCUUCAGCACGGAGAUGCAGCAUCCGGUCGCCGAUCUGCGCAGUGCCCCGCCCCGCGAGGGCCCCAUCCCCUACAGUCCCAUCAAGACGACGGUGCAGGCGAGGGCCACCAGUUUGGAGCCCAAGGAGCAUGUCAUCACCAUCCAGCGACCGCCCACGCAGCACGCCUACGGACGCACCGGCUCCAACACAACCACGCGUUCCGGCUCGCUGUCACGGCAGUCGACGGUGGAAUCCGAGUCGGAUGCGACCACCACGGCCACGAAUAUGUCGCAGGCCACCAUCACGAGCACCUCGCAGCCCAUCAAGAAGAGUCCGCGGGAGUUUAUCAUCCCGAUUGCCGUCGAGGGAGGCGGCUUCAUCACGCCCCGGGAACGCAGCGUGGAGCCAUCGGAAUCGAGCCACACCACCAGCAGUCGGUCCACGUUCACCCGCCUGCGUCCAUCGCGUCGCAUUGGCUCACUGUUAAGCGAGGCGGGCUUCGAUGAGGGCUCGCCAUUCCAGAAGAUGCGCACCACUUCGAUUACCCGGGAUGGCGUCAGCGGAGGAGCCGAGGACGAGGCCCGCUUCACCCCGCACCGACUCAGAAGCUCAAGACCUGUCAAGAAAAUUAGUCAAGACAACGAUUCGCAAAGCUCCAACGAGGAGGACGAUGACGAUGACGAUGGCUUUGAGAUACUCACGGCGGAGAAUCUGUUUUCGACUUUGCUGCAGCGGGUGCGGGCCCUAACGAAUCGCCUGAACGUCAACAGUGACCUGACGGUCGGAUUCCCCAGCCAUUCUAGUCGCCUGCUCACGGACAUUUCGCGGCAGGCCCAAAGUCACAGUCCAUUCUGGAGCCAGGGCAGUCCCUUUGCCAGUGUGCUUAGAUCUCAAGUUAGUUAUACGUAUAGCGAAACGGUCGAGAAGAAGAAAGUCCGCCUGAAUAGCAGCAAUAGCAGCGGACUGGGAGCUCCUUGGCGGCACAGCAUGUCCCGGGAUCUGGGCAGCGACAUGGAAUCGAUGUUCUCGCGCACGGGGGCCACGCUGCCAAGAGGUCAUCAUCAGGGCAAGGUGAAGCCCAGCUCAGCUCCUGCCCAAGUGGAAAAGGAUUCGGUUAAGGGAUCUUCGACCAGUGAGGAGCCCCUGGAUCUGGCCGAUCUGGAUCUCUCGAGGCUGCGCCUGAGCAAAAAGGAUCUGGAGACCUUGUCCAGCAUAACGCCGGGAUUGCCCAAGUGUUUUCAGGAGCAACUGCUGGCCAAACUGCCUCCUACUCAAGCACGCAAAUUAUCCCGCACGCUGAGCGUUCAGACUCCCAGUGCUCCGAGUACUUCCUCCACCCCGAAAAUCUACAAACGCAGCCAGAGCGGCGGAAGGGGCUACCAGGAGGAGCAGCAGGAGGCCAAACCCCUGACAGAUGCGCCCAAGACAACGGCAGCCAGUACAGCCAUUUACCGGCGAAGCCUCAGUCGCAGUCAGGCGCCCAGUUCCCAGAAUCCUGCCCAGGAAAGCCAGACAACCAAAAGCAGGAGCAGCAGCGUCUGCCGCGAUGACUAUGGCAAAUCCUCCCUCUGCAGCAGCAGCACCUACACCAGCGACAUUAGCGAGAAGUACAAGUACUACUCGCCGUAUCUGAGCAAGUCCAGCAAUGUGAGUCCAUCGCUUCCAGUCGCGAAGGAUGCGCCGGAGAAGCGUUACAGCGGCGGACUGGGACGUCCGCCGAGUGGUUGCCUUUCGCCGCCGCCGCAAUUGCCACAAGUGGCUGCCACGGAGGGAUCGCAAUCCCUGAGGAUUGGACGCUCCUCGCAGCGUCGAAUUUCCCGCUUCCUGCGUCCCGACUUCUUCGAUGAUCCACGGGAUCGGGAGACACAAAGCAUGCUGAGGGAGAUACGCGAAAAGUCCGUAGAUCGCCAGCAGGAUCAGGAGCAGCAGCAGGGCCAAGACUUGAGGCGUCGCAAGCACAGUUUGCCCAAUGUGGAGCAGGCGGAGGCGCCUCAAGAAACGGCACCCAUCAGAUCCUCCAUGCGGCACUCGCGCAACAAGAGCAUGGAGUUGUUCACAGAUGCCGAAUCAAAUGGUCAGGCUCAGGAGCCAGUCAAAUCCUCAUCAGCCAGGCAGCGCAGUGUUUCGAGGGCUCGCGAACUGGAAACGGAAUUGGACAAGCACGAACUGGCGGACAAGAUACUCCAGGAGCUGCAGCUCCUUUCGGCCGCAAGAACCCAACAUGAACAGACCCAGGAAACGGAGAAAACCGAGGAGACCUCCACGAUCAAGAAGGUGAAGAAGUUGAAACCCAAGGAACUUGAGACGGAUGGAACCAAGAUAUCAGCCACGUCUACAACCACUUUGGUGAGAAAGGUCAAGAAGGUGGUUAAGAAAACCGAUGAGGCGACCAAGCCGGAAAGUAGUGAUAUUGCCAGCUCCGCUCCCAAAGAAACCAAAUUAAAGAGACCCAAGUCCUAUCCCAUGAAAGAUCUUGGCUUGAGCCUCAAAUCCUCCACGGACAUCCCAGAACCCAGUGCUUCCCUAUUGCCCAGCAAACUGCCCAGCAAGCUGCCCGCGGGACUCACCAGCGAAUCCGCUGAAGAGCCUGCUCCUCGCGAAAGUCGCCUGAUGAGACCCAAAAGCUAUCCGGCCACCAAACUGGCGACGCCCAAGGAGCUGCGCAAGGUAACCCGCAGUGGAGUGGCUAUACCCACAAUAGCAGAAGCUAUGCCCACGCCCACCAGUUCCAAGUCCACUUCCGAAGAGAAAUCCCUGUCGGCCACGCCUACGGGAACAAUGUCCACAGUUACAGACGUCAAGGAUACGGGCUCCUCAUCCAGCGAUUCGCGGCCCACGACCAUCAAGAAGAUCAUCAAGGUGUCCAAGAAAUCCAAGCUAGUUCCACCCACUCCAGUGACUCCAACCACGCCGAACACAACCGCAACCACCACUGCAAAUACCUCACCCGUGGACAGCUCCAAGGAGUCCAGUCCGGUGAUCAAGGCCAAGGAAAAGUCGCCGGAGAAGAAGCCCAGCAAGGGAUUGCUCUACGCUUUGGGCCAGAAGUUUGAGAAGCUGCGCGACUCCGCGAUGAGCAAGGAGAAGAAGGCGGGCUCUGCGGGAACAGCAGCAUCUCUGGCCUGCACCCAAAAGCAGGGAUCUCCCGAGGAACGCAGUUCCCCAGAGAAGUACCAGAAGAAGAAGCUCCUGGAGACGGAGAAAUCCCUGGAACUGGGAGGCCCGGAGGACAAACGAGUAGACAAGCGAUCCCGCUUUGACACCAUGCUGCGUUCCCUGAGGGAGAGAUCCGUGCCCCGGUCCCAACCCAAUGGACGAGUGAGUCCCAAGAGAGCGGCCAGUGUGGAGGAGCUGCAUGAUGGCCAGGGAAAAUCGGGUGGAGCCGUUAACAAGAUGUUCGGCGGCUUUCUGCGCCGCUUCGACAGGGAGAGCAGUGAACAGCGCAGGGUCAGGAGCACCCGAUCCACCAGCAACAUUGAGCGGCAGGUGCGAGAGGAGCAGGAUAAGCUAUUGGAUGCUUCGCUACCCACAUCGCCCAUCUAUCAGAAUGUGGUUAAGGUCAAGGCUGCUGCUCCAGCGGCUGAGGAGAACUGCAAUUGCGAGUCGGCCUGUCCAGAUUGCCGGCAAAACAAGGGGCAAAACGUGGUCAAUCCUCCAAGCAAUACGACCAAUCCAACCGCCACCAGCAGCAGCAAGGAGAAGCGGAAGGGUCUCAUGCUGGAUCUGGCCAGCGCCAAUGCGUCGAGCAGCGGAGCUCCCAGUUCGGUGACCACGGCCACCACAACAACCACCAGCGGGAGCAGUUACCGUGGAUCCAAAACUAACCCAGCUCUGCUCAAUGGAAACGGCGGUGGAUUGGCCAUCUACUCGAAUUUGCCGCCCUAUCCGGGAGCCAUCAAGAGUGCCAGCUCCAGCCAGCAGUCCAUGGAGAAUGCGACCAACAAUAACUCCACCAAUACGAAUAACAAUUGCAGCUCGCAGACUUCGGGCUACAGAACCUCAUCGGCCCACGAGAUCAAUCGGAAUAAUCCCCUGCUGACGCCCUCCUUCGAGAACAUUGCCAACUACUCCUCCGAUUCGAGGAGCUACCAGGAUGACUGCGCCUCCACCUCGACCUUCCUCUCGCCCACCGAAGAGCCAGAGUUGUACUUUGACAAUUGGUCCAUCUGCUCGGAGGAUAACUAUAUGCUGCAUGCCACGCCCUCGCCGACGGUUUCCCGCCUCUCCAGAGCCUCUCUCUCCUCGCCCACCCGCUGCUCCGAGAGCUCGGAUCCGAAUGAGAGUGUGAUUGAUCGGAUCAAGCGGCGCAGCUUCUACAGUCGUUUCAACGAGCAGAAGAAACCGAGAAGAACCAGCAGCAUAGUGGGUCCCUCGGCAGUGAGGGAUUACUAUCGCGAGCAGCAGGCGGCGGUGAAGGCGCGCUCCAGUCACAAACUGCACGCCACGGAGAUGGAUGCACCGCCAGCACCGCGAGCCCAUUCGCCGGACAUUGCCCAGCAGUUCUUCCGGCCGCUGAAACUGAGUCCCGUGGGCACGGAACUGAAGCCUCCCGUCUACCGUUCACCGCUGGAUUAUUCCGCCUCGUCGGCGGGGGCCACUAGCAAGCCGAGGAAGAGCUUGAACGACAUAAGGAAUACCUCGCCCUCGUUCCUCAGCAAGCGAUACGAAACGACCACCACCAGCGACUACAGUUCGGUGCCCAUGCGGUACAAGAGCUCCUCCAGUUCGAGUCCGAGCAACGGGGCCAUUGCCAGUGGCUAUUACAACACGUACAAUCCGAAGCGCAGGUCAUCGUACACCCUGAAUGGCAGCCUGCCCACGGCGACCAGCGGCAGCAGCAGUGCAGCGGGGAGCAGCCACCUGGAGGGAUAUGCCACCCUGGGCAGGAGAUCGAUUCGGGCCUAUGACCAUCGCACCAUGUCCCUGCUGGAGCCACCGACCACGAGCAGCAGCCGGAGCGGCGAGGGAGUUUCCUAUCAGCGGAGAGAGGCGAGGACACCGGUCAGGGACUACACCUCCAGCAUUUCACGCUCCGGAUCACGUUAUCGCACUUCAUCGGCCACUCGCAGUCCGACAAACAUUUGAUGUACCACACCGCAGAACGGCUUCUGUAUCUUUUGCUACUACUCCAAACGAAAGAAGACGACUACCGGACAUGGGAUCGGGCACGGACAUGGCCAGGCCAUGAGCACGCCGCCCAACACCACCGCCUCCUCGUCAUCCUCGCGUGCCAGCAGCGGCGGCACCAAGAAGCAACCGCCCGGCGCCAUCCACCAUUACAACCACCAUCACAACGAGCAGCACAAGUUCUAGACUGGAUCCCAGAUUCCCCAUACUAUAUACUAUAUACCAUAUACCCAAAACCCCACUUAGGCUUAGAGAUUUUUGAUAAUUUUUGUAUGGAACUUAGCCAAAGUUAUACUCUAGUGCAGACUUUUCGACGCUGCCCCUAGUCGUAGGUUUGUUGUAGUUCGGAAAUAGCGGAGUUUCAGCCAUAGAUCGUGACUC
Molecule: messenger RNA, 9076 nt
Organism: Drosophila takahashii
Lineage: Eukaryota; Metazoa; Arthropoda; Insecta; Diptera; Drosophilidae
Source: RefSeq, a predicted model, not a curated record